CUCCUUUCCUUUUCUUAAAAAUCUUUGACCACGUUGCGAUGCUGCGUAAUGCGUGGUGCCUGUGCACGUUGUAUAAUGUACAUUUUAAUCAAGUAAUUUGACAAAAUAUUGAAAUAACUAUAUUAUUAAUAUAAAACUAUAUUCUUAACGGUUUUAUUGUAUAAUUAAAACUGAUAUCUCGAUAUUCAAGUGUGUUACAAAAUUGUAAACUUAUUUGCUUGUUAAUACGACGUGGAGGUUAUAAGUCUGUAACUGUUUAUAUAUUUUUAGAUUAAAUGGGUCGUAAAGCAAAAUUUGAUAGAGAAAUUCCCAGUGGUCAUGGGAAGAGGGCAAAAAAGCAAGGAGAUCCUGUGUUUCCAAAGGGAGUUCUAGUUAAAGAAUCUAACAAGCAAAGUCAUCGACAGAAGCAAAGGGCAAAGAAAAGAUUAUUGAAACAAAAUUCAAAGAAAUUACUCAAAGAGAAAACUAAUAUGGAGGAAAAACAAGUACAACUAAAAACUAAAGAAGAUAUAUUAAAGCAGCAGAAGCAGAAAAAAGAGAAAAAAGUAAAUUUCGUCAAUGACAAUUCUCAAAAGAUGAAACUUGUUGACCAAGCAUUAGAAUUAAAAACAAAAGCAAAGCAAAGUAAAAAGAAAAAGGUGAAACAAAAAUAUAUGACGAUAGGAGAUAGGAAGAAGAUAGGAAAUAAUAAUGAUAAAAGUCAUAGUGAAGAUGAUGAAAUGGAAGUGUAUUCUGACAAUCAAGUAUCCAAAUUAGAAAAGCAGAGCAAAACAAAGCAAAGUAAGAAAACAAAAGGCAAAAAAAUUAAGACCAAUGUGGAAAGUGACAGUGAUAAUAUGUUAUUUAAUGAUGAUGAAAUUGAGGAAAAUGAAAAUGGACAAAUAGAUGAUGAGGAUAUGAGUCAAGAUGAUAGCCAAUUGCUUGCUACAACAAAAUCAAAGAAAAGCUUGAAAAAAGAGCAUAAAUUUAUGGAGAAUGAUAUAGAGAGUGACAGCGAAGAAAUGGCAUCUAGUGAUGGGGAAAAAUCUGAUGAAGAAGAUGAGGAAGAAAAUGAUGAAAGUAAUGAUAAUGAUUUACUUCCAAUAGAAAAAGCCAGUAAGAGAUUGAAAAAGAGGAAAGAAAAAGAAGAAAAGCUAGCAGAGGAAGAAAUGAAUAAUAUGAUGGCACAACAAAAUGUGUUUUCUUUUCCAACCGAAGAAGAACUUAUCAAUGUUACUAGCUUAAAAGAUAUUCAACAACGAAUAAGAGAUGUUAUUCUGGUAUUAUCAGAUUUCAAGAGAUUGCGAGAGGAAAAUAGGUCACGUUCAGAAUAUACCGAAUUACUUCGACGAGAUUUAUGUACAUAUUACAGUUAUAAUGAUUUCCUAAUGGAAAAAUUGAUGCAACUUUUCCCGCUGGAUGAAUUAUUAGAAUUUUUGGAAGCAAGUGAAGUACAAAGACCUAUGACAAUCCGUGCAAACACCUUGAGAACACGACGACGUGAUCUAGCUGAGGCUCUCAUUAAUAGAGGUGUUAAUCUAGAUCCAAUAGGAAAAUGGACACAGAUUGGUUUGGUAGUGUAUUCCACACAGGUGCCUAUGGGUGCAACACCGGAAUAUCUGGCUGGACAUUAUAUUAUACAAGGUGCUGCUAGUUUUCUGCCUGUAAUGGCACUGGAGCCAAAAGAAAAUGAAAGAAUUCUUGAUCUAUGUGCCGCACCAGGCGGUAAAGCCUCACAUAUCGCUGCUCUCAUGAAAAAUACCGGAACACUGUUUGCUAAUGACAUAAAUAAAGAACGAUUGAAAGCUGUUGUUGGCAAUUUUCAUAGACUCGGUAUUGUCAAUUCUAUAGUGUGCAGUUACGAUGGACGAAAAUUUUCUACGGUCAUGAAAGGUUUCGACAGAGUUUUGUUGGAUGCUCCGUGUACAGGUACAGGUGUAGUAGCAAAAGAUCCCAGUGUGAAAGCGAAUAAGGCGGAAGUAGACAUCCAACGUUGCUGCACAUUACAAAGAGAAUUAUUAUUAGCUGCAAUUGAUUGCGCUAAUGCGCGUUCGGAGACUGGCGGUAUUAUCGUCUAUUCAACGUGCUCUAUUCUACCGGAGGAGAACGAAUGCGUCAUCGAUUACGCUCUUAAAAAGAGAGACGUUAAGUUAAUGCCUACUGGCUUGGAAUUUGGAACUGAUGGUUUCACGACCUACAGACAACAUCGAUUUCAUUCUUCGCUGAAAUUAACCAAACGGUUUUAUCCGCAUGUACAUAACAUGGAUGGUUUCUUCGUAGCAAAAUUGAAAAAAUUUUCCAAUAAUAUUAAUCAAAAAGAUGUAAAAGAAGAAAUGUUGGAUUAAAGUUACAUCAAAAAUUUA
Molecule: messenger RNA, 2342 nt
Organism: Monomorium pharaonis (pharaoh ant)
Lineage: Eukaryota; Metazoa; Arthropoda; Insecta; Hymenoptera; Formicidae
Product: probable 28S rRNA (cytosine-C(5))-methyltransferase
Exons: 7
Coding region: 276-2324 (682 amino acids)
Biological process (GO): rRNA base methylation; maturation of LSU-rRNA
Cellular component (GO): nucleolus
Molecular function (GO): rRNA (cytosine-C5-)-methyltransferase activity; RNA binding
Source: RefSeq, a predicted model, not a curated record